UGUAAAUAGGGUGGUCUGUUACCAAAUAUGGCCGAUGACGCUUUGUAAUUUAAUUUAGUCUAAUUUAAAUUAUGUAUUUAAUUUAAGAAUUAAGAGCAGGUAUUUUAAGAUAGAAAUGACGGAGGAUUCAUCGAAUUCGGCAUAUCUCGAAAAAAAGCUAGUCAUCGGCGUUCUGAAAUAUCUCGAAAAAAAGAGAGGUGUAUGUAAAAUUGAAUUAGCUGACAUCAAGCCAGGAGAUAGACACACAGUUCUUUCAUGGGAACAGAGAAAUGCUUGUUUACUCCCAGAGGACUUGAAAAACUUUUACCUUUCAAGUAAUGGCUUUGAUCUCACUUGGUGUGUACAAAUUGACAAUAGUGAAUUACCUGUUGGUAGAAUGCACAUACAUCCUAUAACUCAGGUUACUAAAUUAAAUGUUACCCCAAGUAAUAGUCAUAUACAUCCGUCAUUAGCUGAUUUAGAAACGGAAUCUGAUGAUGAAGAAACAAAUGGUCGAGAUAAACCAAGGUUAUGUGGAUCUAGUGGAAUAUUUGAACUAGACGAUUGUGGAGGAUUUGGUAAAGUUUGUUUGGUUGUAAAGAAGAAAACAGUUCUACAAACAUCACCAAGUAUUGAAAGUGAAAAUCCAUCAGAUAAUGAAGACGAGUAUACCUGUAGUGGUAUUACUGAACCUAAGGUAGAAAUCUGGUUUAUGGAUCGUAGUAUAAGAUGGCAUUUCGUAGCUGAUUCGUUCUGUGCAUAUUAUCGACUGAUGUUGAUGCAUCUAGGUCUACCUCAAUGGCAGUAUGCAUUUACAGAUAUAGGAUUAAGUUUACAAACAAAGCAAUGGUUUAAUAUGUAUGCUCCAAUAAGAUUAGAAGUUGAUCUGGAAGGAUCGUAUGAAAUGAGUUCACCACGAGAUCAUGAUACUACAUCUACAGGGUCUCAACUAGAUGUAAAUAAAGUAUUUAAAGGAAAAGGUGAUAAAAAGAAACAGGUAAACCAGACUCAAAAUCAAGCUCAAACUAAAAAAAAGGCAGCAGUCUCAUCAGCCAGAUCUCUGAGUGCAUUACCUGGAAAAUCAGCCAGUUCCUCUUCACAAUCGUCAAUAAAAGCCACCAGAUGAUGUACAACUGGCUGACAGUACCUAUAGUAUUAAAUGGCAGCUGUCGAUGAGUUGUGACAAGUUACACA
Molecule: messenger RNA, 1173 nt
Organism: Patella vulgata (common limpet)
Lineage: Eukaryota; Metazoa; Mollusca; Gastropoda; Patellidae
Product: tubulin polyglutamylase complex subunit 2
Exons: 10
Coding region: 116-1105 (329 amino acids)
Biological process (GO): protein polyglutamylation
Source: RefSeq, a predicted model, not a curated record